This is a messenger RNA of Oppia nitens, 756 nucleotides long. RefSeq names its product DNA-binding protein RFX6-like. The record is from RefSeq and is a predicted model, not a curated record. NCBI's taxonomy places the organism in Eukaryota, Metazoa, Arthropoda, Arachnida, Sarcoptiformes, Oppiidae. The transcript has 4 exons. The coding region runs from base 115 to 756 and encodes 213 amino acids.
AUUUAUAUAUUAAAACUUUACAUAUAUUAGGACGAAAAACAGGUUUUUAUAAACAUAUAUAAAAUUCAUUGUCAAUGUAUUCUGGAUUCCGCUUUAGGACAUAAUUACUCUCAGAUGAGACAUUAUAUAAUCCAUUUUUGGCAACAGUUGCCAAAUCACGUGCAAAUUGAUUUGGAUUCGCUUAAAGCACUUGAUCUCAAUCUUUACUCAACACUCGAAGAUAUUUAUCUUAGACUCGACGCAAGUCUGGAUCAAUUGAGGCACUUGUAUGCCAUCGCAUCACUAAAUCCUUUAUGGCUUAAGAAAGCACUGGAAAACUAUAACAAUGAAUCCGUUUGUCGACUAAAGUUAGAGCAAUCAUUCAAAUGGAAAUAUAGAGUCAAAUCUAUGUUUCAAUUCAUUCAUUUGGCAAAAGCUUUAGAUUUAGCACAACUCCAUAGUUCAGUAGAUUUAUUACGACAACUUGAUUACCGGGACUUAAUGCUAGUUAAUACCAAUACACAGCAAUUGUUUAUCUUAUUAUUGGAUAGUAUAUGCAGAAAGAGUGCCACAAUCGACAACUUAAUUGAAUCAAUUGAUGAUAUGAUAAGACAAAGUUUUGGACAAAUAUUUAUCAAAGAUUUAGCCAUUCAAAUGUCUCAAAUCCAUUGCCACGCAAUCAAACAUUUAACUCAAAUGCAUUCACAAAAAUUUGCUUCAUGUCAUCUAUUCAUGAUAUUUCUCACAGAUUAUUUGCUUGAAAUUUGUCAAAAGUGA